AUGACACUAGUCAACUAUUCAAGAGUACUCUGGCCAUUUGCAUGUAGUACAAUUUUUGUGUUGAAAGACUUGCAAUUGUUUCUUGAAGCUCUCGAGUACUUCGAUGGAAGUGUACAGUACAAAAAGCAGAAAAGAGGAAAACUCGUCGGCUUGCUUUUGUGCUGUGUUUCCAUUGUUCUAAGAGCGGCAGAAUUCUCUUUUGCUACAAUUUAUCUUAGCCGAUACCCUGAGAAUACACGGGUACUACUGUGGAUACUGUAUGCAUUAUUUGGAGGCCUGGAAUCCCUCGUGCUGCUGCAGAUCACCACACUUGUACUCGAACUGCGCGAGAGGUUUCGUGUAAUCAACGACAGUAUCCUUACGGCUGCUUCUCCUCACAGCGACAAGCACUUUUCGCGUAUCCUCCUGGGCACCGUUCGACAAGCGGCGCUGGUAUCCCAUCUCGGGGUGGACCGGCUGCACCACGCACACGCAGUUCUCCAGCGGGCAGCACAACUUCUCCAGCAGCACUUCGGCGUCACCUUGGUCCUUCACGUGACGACAGCAUUCUCCGCUCUCAUAUACGGCGCUUACGAGUUCCUGGUGGCAACGUGGCUGACGUCACACCUGCUGAACCUGGUGGCCGUGGUGCUCUCCUGCUCGGCGACGGUGGACGAGGCAGAGCGCACGCGCGACCUGGUGGUGCGGGUCGCCACGCUGCAGGGGCGCCCGUUUCUCAGCGCGGGGAUGGCGCCGCUGCUGAUGCAAGUGCUGACCUCUCGCCCGCUGUCGUUCAAGGCUACCGGUUUCCUCACCAUCGACCGCCAUCUGCUGGUGUCUGCUCGCUGCUUCACCAUCACAUACUUAGUCAUAUUAGCUCAGAUGUCUCUCAAUUAA
Molecule: messenger RNA, 876 nt
Organism: Schistocerca americana (American grasshopper)
Lineage: Eukaryota; Metazoa; Arthropoda; Insecta; Orthoptera; Acrididae
Exons: 2
Coding region: 1-876 (291 amino acids)
Biological process (GO): sensory perception of taste
Cellular component (GO): neuronal cell body; membrane; axon
Source: RefSeq, a predicted model, not a curated record